AUGGAGUCGCAUCUACCAAAAGACGAGUUGAUCGCUGAUCCACAAUCCCGUGAAAUAACUCCAGAAGAAGAUGAAUACGAGCCAUAUUUCCCAUCUGACGAAUUCCAUUUGCCAGCAGGACUCGAUUGGAGUUUGACUCAGGAUCAGAUUGCUUCAAGACUAGCUGAGAAAAUGCCAAGACUCAAUGACGCAGAACGCAAGUACGCUCAACUCACCUUGGACGCCAUUACGACGAAACAAAAAGAAUACCAAGCAAAAGGAUGGUCCAUCUAUCGGUUUGAUACGGGUUUCGAAACUCAGGAGUGGAAGCAGCCAGAGUUGGGAAAUAUAACAACUCCUAAUCCAGCGGUUUACGAUGUUCCUAAUCUCGACGAUCUCUACCCAAAGGAUGUACCACCAGAGUGGCGAUGA
This is a messenger RNA of Caenorhabditis briggsae, 411 nucleotides long. The coding region runs from base 1 to 411 and encodes 136 amino acids. Lineage: Eukaryota; Metazoa; Nematoda; Chromadorea; Rhabditida; Rhabditidae. The transcript has 5 exons. The record is from RefSeq and is a predicted model, not a curated record.